Messenger RNA from Penicillium cinerascens, 2244 nucleotides. RefSeq names its product F-box protein. The transcript has a single exon. The record is from RefSeq and is a predicted model, not a curated record. Lineage: Eukaryota; Fungi; Ascomycota; Eurotiomycetes; Eurotiales; Aspergillaceae. Gene Ontology annotation, molecular function: protein binding. The coding region runs from base 1 to 2244 and encodes 747 amino acids.
AUGGAUCCAAUCCCUAUUGCCUGGACAGGUCAUUCGCCGACGAAUCCAACUCCACCGCCAACCCCCGAGUCCUCAGCGGCAUUGAGAGCAUUCGCACGACGAGAAAGCAUCGGCGCGGCUGCAGAUGGCUCACCCCCUGCUGCCAACAUUACGCCGCCCGAGAUUAUGCUCCAGAUCUACUCUAUGCUGACCCCGAGAGACUUUGAUAAUGCACGCCGGGCGUGCUCACAAUGGAUGAGAGUCAGCUUGAAUCGGGAUCUACUAGAGGGUAUGUUGAAGCGAGCAGGAUGGUGGGAUGCAUAUCAGCAAGACUGCGAAAAGCAGCGGAUCCGACACCGGCCGUCUAACGAAGAGAGUGACGUAUGGAGGAUGAGCAAGCGCUUUGCAACCGAAUGCUUAUUGUCAGGUCGGAAAGCGAACGUCGAGAGGCCGGGCUUCCUUGCCACUGAAGUCGUUGAUUUCUCCGGCCUUGCGCCGCGCCUGUCUUCGAAAGCUCGUGUAGCUCGACCUGUUCGAGGCAAGCGCUCGCAUUCCAUUUCAACCUUCAGUGUCAGCAGCUGCAGCAACUACCUUCUCGUGACCACCGGUUGUAUGAUCUAUGUCUUUCGUCUUCUUGACAAAAAAACAGCGAAAUUCGCAUUAGAGAAUGCUGAUCUGAAACCAAUAUCGAGCAUCGAAUGUCCCUUCGAAGUACUAUCUGCUACUCUAGACACCUCUACACCUCGAUUCGUUCUUGCGGCCUUACUUCAGAAUCGUGUCGGGAUGGUUUGUGAUCUGGAUCUACCCACUGAUGACUUGGUUCAUGGUGACGGUCCGGUGAGCAAUACGCAGUUCGCUUCAUCCUCAAGAUCGACUCGAUCAAAGACGUCGAAUAAGAAAUUCUCCUCCCCGCAAUACUACUAUAAUGUUUGCUCCGAAGACCAUCCGCCACGAACAAUCGCCCUCUGCCCCGGACGCCGGUGCGUUGCCUUUGGCUGUGCAGGCGGCAUCGAGAUCCAUUGGGUCGACGAGACAACCAACCAAACCAAGCGAAGACAUUUUCCAAUGUCACAACCCUCCGAAAUUCUCCAUUUCCUGCCUCACACCCCUGAGGCCCCGAAGGACCUCCGACUCAUCUCAUCCUUGGUCGGACCUGGUGUCCACGAGUGUGCAUGUCGCCAAUCUCCCUACCCCGACCACCCUAAAACGUGCCAGUUCCAUCUACUGGCAGACGUCGAGUCUUUCGGCCGCCGUGGUGCAUCGAACUCCUCAAAUCUCAGUUUCGUCAGAGCCACUCACUGCCAUCAUUACCGUGCCGUUCCCAUCAACGACGGCUUCCAUAUCGUCUUCAUCGAACCUCGCACCGGCCUCCUCUGUAUUGGAUCAGAUGCACCCGUCGGUGGUCCCACCAGUCUCACGCGAGCCUUCGUCUGUGUGCCGCCAUUUGGCAAAGAUGGGCCGAAUAGCACUAAAGAGGCCCGUGUCCCUACGACAUUUACCGUGGGCUCGGAUCUGAGAUGGGGUCUCCGAGUCGUGGCUGCAUACCAAGACCGCAUCAUCAUGUACUCCGUGCCUCUGGAUGUAUAUAACGUCAUUCGCAAGGAGCGCGAACGACAAAGCGACGGCGUGAUGGGUGAUAGCGACCCUAUGCGCGACUGGUUCGUCGACUCGGAGCGCUUCCGCAAGCGGCCAGAGAAUCUUGUCCAGAAUCAGAACGGUGACUGGGAGUUCCUUUUGAGUGUCAGCUAUCGUCCAACCGCGAUGAUGUGGCCUUUUAAGAUCUAUGGGAAGGAGAUCGGUCGUGUCGAUAACCUGGUCGAGCUUGCUCUUCAGUCAUCCAAUGGAGGUGCUCGCGUUUGGGCUUUUAAUGCUUCGGGUGAAGCGACCAUCUUCGACGUUGACACAUUUACCUCUAGAACAAGCAAUGCCGCCGAUAUUCCUUACAAAAUGGUCACCGUCGGCUCGGAUGGUAAUUUGCAAUCAACGCAGUCGAUCGAUCGAGCCGAACUUGGUACUUCACCGUUGCAGGACCGUCGGAAGCGCAAGUCCUCGGCGUUGCGUGAUGAUUUCGUCGGUCGAUAUGGGAUAAGUCGCUAUGUGCCCAGCGCGGCAUUCGAUGGCUUUGAGCCAGCGAAUGGUGUCCCUACUGAGACGCAAAAUGAUGACCCAAUCCACCGCUCUUCGUUUGCUGCUUGUAUAGUGGACUUUAAGAUCCCCGAUCUAGGAUCGCGAGAGGGCUCAUGGAGUGAAAGUAGUCGAGCAUAG